This is a messenger RNA of Fusarium sp. VM40, 384 nucleotides long. NCBI's taxonomy places the organism in Eukaryota, Fungi, Ascomycota, Sordariomycetes, Hypocreales, Nectriaceae. The record is from the annotation of a GenBank genome assembly.
AUGGCCGCAGGCGACGAGCACACUUACUCAAGCGACGAGGAUGAAGAUGAUACUCAUGAUGAAUCCAUCAACACCCAGCAUCGCCUUAGGCAGAUAAAAAAGAAACGAGAUGAACGCACGUCUGCCAUUGUCAAAGAGUCGAGUGUUGCCAUGAACAAAUUGCGUGCUCGUGUCGCCGCAUACCAACAAAACCGAACUAACACGGAGAUGGAAACCGUUGCCAGCUCUGUUCUCAAAAUCAUCGAGGCCGUUGAGCGCAGGAAGCAGAUUGAGGAGCAGAUGGAAACACUCGUCUCCCAGGUCACCUCUACAACUCGGGAGGUCGAGGCAUUGAUGAAGAUUGGCUUUCGAGGCAGAGCAGAGGGUAUUAAAAAGGUCCAAUGA